Messenger RNA from Babjeviella inositovora NRRL Y-12698, 999 nucleotides. RefSeq names its product casein kinase 2 catalytic subunit (gene CKA2). Gene Ontology annotation, cellular component: cytosol; protein kinase CK2 complex; nucleus. Gene Ontology annotation, molecular function: protein serine/threonine kinase activity; ATP binding. The coding region runs from base 1 to 999 and encodes 332 amino acids. The record is from RefSeq and is a predicted model, not a curated record. NCBI's taxonomy places the organism in Eukaryota, Fungi, Ascomycota, Pichiomycetes, Serinales. Gene Ontology annotation, biological process: regulation of transcription by RNA polymerase III; DNA damage response; regulation of transcription by RNA polymerase I. The transcript has a single exon.
AUGUCCAAAGCUGCGAGAGUGUACUCGGUCGCCAGGGUGUACGCGGAUGCCAACCAGAAGAGACCCAAGGAGUAUUGGGACUACGAAAAUCACCACGAAAUCAACUGGGGCGACAUUGUCGACUACGAGAUCAUCUCCAAGAUUGGAAGAGGAAAGUAUAGUGAGGUGUUUCUGGGGGUCAAUGUGUUGAACGACCAGGAGUGCGUUAUCAAGGUGUUGAAACCGGUCAAAAUCAAGAAGAUUUACAGAGAAAUCAAGAUUCUACAGAACUUGACGGGUGGCCCAAACAUCGUAGCGUUAUUAGACUUGAUCCAGGACAAACAAUCGCGUAUUCCUGCGUUGAUCUUUGAAAAGGUUAACAACGUCGAUUUUCGGGUGCUCUACCCGACCUUUACCUUAUCGGACCUACAAUUCUACUUCAUGCAGUUGUUGGUCGCGUUGGACUACUGUCACUCCAUGGGGAUCAUCCACCGAGACGUGAAACCGCAAAACAUCAUGAUCGAUCCGACUGAGAAGAAGUUAAAGUUGAUCGACUGGGGGUUGGCCGAGUUCUACCACUCCGGGAUGGACUACAACGUCAGGGUUGCGUCCAGAUACCAUAAGGGCCCAGAGUUGUUGGUCAACUUGCAGCAGUAUGACUACUCCUUGGAUUUGUGGUCCGUGGGGUGCAUGUUGGCGGCGAUUGUAUUCCAGAAGGAGCCGUUCUUCAAGGGUGACUCCAACAACGACCAGCUCGUCAAGAUUGCCAAGGUUUUGGGCACGAAGGACCUCACCGCGUACUUGAACAAGUACGGCAUCAAGCUCUCGUCCGAGUUUGACAAGAUCUUGGGCAACUACCCACGGAAGCCGUGGGCCAGCUUUGCCAACGACAAGAACAGGGCCAUGGCGUCGGACACUACGGUUGUUGAUUUUAUCGACAAGUUGGUGAGAUAUGACCACCAGGAGCGUUUGACCGCCACCGAGGCUAUGUCACACAAGUUCUUCCACACCAAGUUUUAG